This is a messenger RNA of Fusarium oxysporum Fo47, 980 nucleotides long. RefSeq names its product apolipo protein O-domain-containing protein. The record is from RefSeq and is a predicted model, not a curated record. Gene Ontology annotation, biological process: cristae formation. Lineage: Eukaryota; Fungi; Ascomycota; Sordariomycetes; Hypocreales; Nectriaceae. The transcript has 3 exons. Gene Ontology annotation, cellular component: MICOS complex; mitochondrial crista junction. The coding region runs from base 84 to 833 and encodes 249 amino acids.
GUGAUGAUUGUGCUCACGAGCAUCCGACGUCCAUCUUGAAUUCGCGUGACGUCUUUCUCACCCACUCGUCAAUUGAGCGCACAAUGGCUUCACGAGUGGUGUUCUCGCGGCGCUCCCUGGCACCGCUGGCGACCAUGGCCCUCGGCGGCAUGGCACUGGCUCCGGCUACUGUUUUCGCCGAAGGUCCCAGUGACUUCAAGCGAAAACCCAUCUACGAUGAUUACGAUAUCCCGACAGCAAAUCCCGCACCUGUAACACCACCACCCGUUGCUGCGACACCCGUUGAGCCGGUCGACGAUGAGGAGAGGCAUCACUCGCCUACUCCUACUGAGCGGCUGGCCGUCCAUAUCGGUAAAGGUCGCCUGGCCCUGUACAAGUACGCAGUAGCUGCUGAGAACAAGGUCAAUGAGACCAUGGAUUCAGCCUUCAAUCUCGAGCAAUCCUUCACCAGUACCAUCGCUUCACUGGCUCCCUCCCGUGAAAGCGGCGAGCAACUUAUGCCCGGAGCCAUUUACGUCCUGGUCGCUGCUAUGGCUGGUAGUAUCAUUACUCGCAAUCGCAGCAUUAUCCUUCGCGCUUCGCUCCCCCUCGCCCUGGGUAUCGGCGCUGGCUGGACCGUUCUCCCUGUCACCAUGCGCAACAUCUCCGACCUCACCUGGAAGUACGAGCAGAGGUUCCCUGUUAUUGCCGAGUCUCACAUCCGCCUGCGUGAGAGUAUCGUCAACAGCGUCAGCUUUGCCAAGGCGCAUAGCCAGGUUGGUGUCCGUUAUGUCGACGAAAAAGUGACAGACGCACGAGAGGCUGUUGAAGGCUGGGUCCAGAAGGGCAAAUAAAGGAUUUCAAAAAGCGAGAUGAAAUGAAAUGUACUAUUAAAUAGAGUUCCCAAAACUGUUCAUUUGUAUCAAUGGCCGGUCCUGCUUAGCGCCAGCUACCAAUAUCUGUAUGUAUUUUGAAUAGGCUGGGUUUCUUUUCCUUUUUUG